Molecule: messenger RNA, 390 nt
Organism: Hibiscus syriacus
Lineage: Eukaryota; Viridiplantae; Streptophyta; Magnoliopsida; Malvales; Malvaceae
Product: probable ADP-ribosylation factor GTPase-activating protein AGD13
Exons: 2
Coding region: 1-390 (129 amino acids)
Molecular function (GO): phospholipid binding; GTPase activator activity
Source: RefSeq, a predicted model, not a curated record
AUGGUUUUCGAUGCAGAGAAUUUCGGGGGCCAUAUCCAGGGUAGACUAGAAGGGUGUGUGAGUUCCGAGAUGCAGAACCCUCAGACGCACCAUGAUGUCUACCAUAACCAAGUAUAUGAUCACGACACCUUCUCAGCUGAUGAUAUAAUGAGAGAAGCAGAGAUUGAUAUCCAGCCCUCGAUAACAUAUGCAAUGUCGUACGGGGACCCCCAAAUGUUCGAAAAUAUGCAGAUCGGAAAAUGGCUGAAGUCCAAUGAUAAUGCCGUUAUGGAGGAUAGCAUCGUCAACAUCAUUGAUGGGAGGGUGAGACAAGAAGUGUCACUCCAGCUCCAAAAUGUUGAAUCUGGAGAAAUCUAUUUAGAAGUGGAGUGGCUGCCUCUCGAUCAGUAA